AAAUAAAUUAUAAAAUAAAAACAAGGCCAAUUUGAAUAAAGUUAUUAUCGAUUGCUAUGAAGAGCAUCAAAAUUAUUAACUUUUUUUUUUAAAUUAAGAAAAUUAAAACAUACAUAAUGAAUAAAAGUCGAAAAGACUAAUUUGAAUAAUAAUAAUAAUAAUAAUAAUAAUAAUAAUAAUAUACUGAUAGAAGGAGAAAGAGGAAGAGAGAGAGAGAAAUUGAAAAUUGUUAAAGGGUAGAAAAAUAUAUACACGCAUGCGUCAAAGAAUGUUCACCCACGCUGAUUGGCAAUAGAAAUGUUCAAUUGUUGGAAAUAGAAAGGUAGCGUAGCUCAGUACCAUACAGUUGUGCUUGCAAGCAUCUUGAAAACUUAGCUAACUUAUUACUUUCUUAAUCGACGAAUAAUUUGUAAUUAAAUAAAAAAAAUAUUCGGACACAAAUCUUUGAAAUUCAAAUACAGAUUGUCUGAUAGAUAAAGAAAAGAAUAACAAGAAAGUAUAAAAAAAAAAUAAAAAUGAAGACUGAUAAGACACAUGGGAGCACAGCAUUCUACACCAUCGUGGUUUUGAUGAGCAUUUUCGAGAUUCAAGGAGGUGUUUAUGCUUGGGGAGGUCUUUUUAAUCGUUUUAGUCCAGAAAUGCUGUCAAAUUUGGGAUAUGGUGGUCAUGGAAACGCUUACAGGCCCUCAUACCUUGAACGACCACUUACCGGAAAUUAUGCCAAUAACUUUGGUGAAGGACUUGAAAUUUCAAAUGCUGAUGAGCCAUGCAGUGGAAAAAGAUGUAUUGCCAAUGAACAUUGUUGUCCAGGUCAAGUUUGUAUCGACGUUGAUGGAGCUUCAACAGGAACUUGUUUCUUUGCUUAUGGAUUGAAACAAGGAGAACUUUGUCGACGAGACAAUGAUUGUGAAACUGGACUGAUGUGUGCUGAUGUUGUUGGAGCAGACACAAGGUCUUGUCAACCACCCGUUACCUCCAAUAAACAAUAUAGUGAAGAAUGCACCAUGUCUGGAGAGUGUGACAUAACAAGAGGUCUUUGCUGUCAAAUCCAACGACGUCAUCGUCAAACAACUAGAAAAGUGUGUUCGUAUUUUAAAGAUCCACUUGUUUGUAUUGGACCUGUUGCAAUUGAUCAAGUUAAAAAUAUUGUUCAGUAUACAUCUGGUGAAAAACGAAUAACUAAUCAAGGCAUUAAUCGACUUUUAUUGAAACGUGGUCUUUUCAUUUAGAUACCACAUAUACACGCCAUUUAAUUCAAUAUAAAUUUAAAUAUGAUAUUGAAAAAAAAUGAUUACUAUGGCCGAUAAAAAUCAAAUUUUAAUUAAAUAAAUAUUUGGAUUAUUUUUAAGUAGAAAAGUGUAGUCUAAAAUAUCUGGCCAGAUAAUUCAACUUUUUAACAUAUCAGAAAAACAUAUCAAAAAAUGGAAACUAUCAGAUUCCAUUUUUGUCUACUUUUAAUUGUUUAAAAAAAUAAAUAAUGACUUCUUUGAAUAAUCAUAAAGAGUUUUUAAACUUUAUGAAAUAAUAAUAAUGUAUAUACGUGCAAAAAAAAUGUACUCUAUCAUGAAUUUACUAUGAUUAUUCAUCUAAGUGAACAAUUCUGACUUCAUGAUGAAUUGAGGAUGACCUCAUGGUGAAUUUAAUAAGGAUGAAUUUAUUCCAAAUAAUAUAAAAAAUAAAUUAUAACAUUAUUUAAAAUAACAUAUCAAUAAUAAUGUUUUAAUAAUUUUUUUAUUAUUCUAAAUAAAUUCAUCCUGAAUUCACCAUGACGUCAUUAUCAAGUCAUCAUGACGUGAAGAUUGGUCAAUUAGAUGAAUAAUCAUGGUGGAUUCAGGAUGAAAUCUAUCAUGACUUUAUGAUGGAGUAUUUUUUUUUUACGUGGGUUCUAAUUGAGCAUUUAGAAUUCUUAUUUUUUUCUCCAAUAUUACGACUGAAUAAUACAUAUCAUAUCAUUAUAUUUAAAAAAUAUAUUUAAUUUAAGUUAAACUAUACAUAAGUGCAUAUUUUUGACUGCAGCACAAAAUUUAGGCAUUUAUCAGAAAAAAAUAAAAUUUAUUUCGUUGAAACAUUGAAAUAUUAUAUUCUGUUAGUUUUAAUAAAUUAUAUUUUAUCAAUUAUUCAUUUAUUAAUAUAUCUGAACAAUAUAAAGUUUUAGAAAAUAAUCGUACAUGGUUAUUAAUAAAUGUACAAAAAACAAAAAAAUAUAUAUAUAUAUAUAUCUGGACAAAUAAAUCUAAAAAAAAGUUGACAAUGUCUUAUUAUAUCUAACAUAUAAACGGAGUAUUCCAUGCCAAUGAGAUCAAUGAUUUUUCUCUUCUUUCCCUAUAACAGUGAACUUAUAAAAAAACGAUUUUUCAAUCAUGAUCUUUGUUAAUUCGUUUGUAAAAAAAGGAAGGUACUUCGAAUUCCAGAAAAAGCAAAAGGGAAUUCACGAAUAUUUUCGAUGAGUUAAAAAAAUUAUUUGUCACGUUGGCAUGGAGUCUCACGUAUAUAUUGAAUGUACCUGAAUAAUCAUUGAUUACGUUUAUGAUAAUGGAUCAAUAAGUUAUACUUUCACUCAAAAACCUAUAUGCUUCAAAAUGUCAACUUCUAUGUUUUUUUCUUCACUUCAAACAUAGCCAAAGUAAAUUCUUUAUGUUACUUGCAAAGUUCUGAACAUCUAUAUGUCUAUUUAAAAAAUAAAAAAAUUCUUAACAAUGUUUAAAUAAUAACUGUUAUAAUUAAUUUUUUUUGUUCUGAUCGCGAUUCAGUGGUAAUUAUCUUAAGGUACUCAAAAUUCGUUAUUCGAUAAAAAACAACUACAUCAGAUAAUAAAGCUGCUUAAUAAUUUGAAGAUAGUUUCGACAAAAACGUAUUCUUGAUAAAAAACUGUAUCAAUAUUUAUAGCAAGAUCAUAAGAAUAUAGCUUAAAUAUUUCGAAGAAAGAAAUAUGAUGUGGAAUAUUUUAUUUUGUUUAUGUGAGUAAGCUUAGCUGUAAUUAUAGCCAACCAAUCAUAAUCUACAUUAUUUUACCAUGGUACCAGAUUAAAUAAAUAAAAUACAUGUCAUUUUAUUUUUAAAAAUCAAAAAUGUCCAAG
Molecule: messenger RNA, 3077 nt
Organism: Aphidius gifuensis
Lineage: Eukaryota; Metazoa; Arthropoda; Insecta; Hymenoptera; Braconidae
Gene: spab
Product: ITG-like peptide
Exons: 5
Coding region: 516-1229 (237 amino acids)
Source: RefSeq, a predicted model, not a curated record